Molecule: messenger RNA, 18137 nt
Organism: Porites evermanni
Lineage: Eukaryota; Metazoa; Cnidaria; Anthozoa; Scleractinia; Poritidae
Source: the annotation of a GenBank genome assembly
AUGGCGGUUUUGGGAACAGUUCUGUUGUUCUCGCUUGUUUCAGGAUGCUUUGCUGCAAAAUUUGUCAUGUUUCCCAUGUUUGGACGAAGCCAUUACAUGAUUCUAAACAAACUGGCACAAGAACUGUCAGAUAGGGGCCAUGAGGUAUGCAAAUAAGAGUACAAAAUUUUCAGUAACGGAACGAUUGUUAUUUGGUCCAGCCUUUGUUGUUGUCAACUAGUAUAUAAGCUAAGGGUCUUCAACGUACUUUAUGGUACAAUUCCGUGAUACCUCAUGAAGCGUGAUAAAUAAAGGGAUAUUCUUAUUCUGAGUACAGCCAAGAAGUGCUACAGUCUACGGUGUCCACAUAGCAUGACAAUUACACAUACAUUUAAAAAAAAUCCAAGCAGUCGAGAGACGGUAAAGGAUAUUAAGAAGCAGUCCAAAAAGACUUGAAAGAAAAGUGGCUGUAACCGGCAUAGCUCGGCAUCGAAAGUAAUCACUGAGUAAAAAGGAGAGAAGACACUCUAAACAAUUAAACCAAUGUCCUGUUAUACAUGGCUCUACCCAGGAGCAGAGAUCAGUAAUUGACGACCGUUUAUAAUCCUGGUUUAUAAUCUACACAAGCUGUUAAAUUCAAAUCGCUGAAUACAUUUUGAAAUGAUAUCACGAAAGCAUUCUUGCUGUCUGUUUUUUUCGAACACUUUUGGUUGAGUAAAGUAGUGAAGCUAGAAAUGCUGAUUCACGACGAUUAAUCAGCCUCUGGGGCAAUAUCUGCAAUAUACUAAUAAUUUAUCUUGUAUAAUUUUCAUCGUGAUUACUGUAUUGUAAUGAAAGGGGACUGAAAGCUCCAGCCUCGUAAAUGUAAAUUUCGAGCUAUUUUCCCGUAACUGUCAUCGCCAGUAGGCGGGCAUCUUGUAAAUGAACGACAGAUUUUCGUUGAAACUCAGUACGCCGUUGAAGUAAGUUAAAGACAAUGAUAAAAUUUAAUAAAUAGAGGGGAUCACUUGGCUCGUUUUCGCGGUUCAGUACUGACGAAUACGGCUGUUUAGGCGCCUUAUGCAAUCGGUCAGUAUAAAAGAUGGACUGCGGACUGCGGACUCCGGACUGGGUAUAAAAUACGGACUAGGUAUAAAACGCAGACUGGAAAAUAUGGACUGGGUGUAAAACAUGGACAAGGUAUAAAACGAGGACUGCGGACUGCGGACUGGAAAUAAAAUACAGACUACGGACUACUUUGGUAAAAACGGUGCUAAUUGGUUCCAGGUAAGGAAAAAUAAGAUCAAAAGAUCGCCAAAUAGCAAGACACGAGUUAAAGUUGUAAGUACUCCUAUAAAUCAGUCUUGGUGGAGGUGUGCCGCUCGGUUCUCUGAAUCAUAAGCCGGAUCAAAAUGCUAUUUUCUUCACCUAUUUUUAGACCUUGUCUCGGUCUCUAACAAUCAUGAAAGGGGUCAGGAUCAGGGGUGGUACUCCCUUCUAAAAUGGAAGGGUAGGGGGUUUGGGCCUUUUUGGUCUGAAAACACUUUGCCCAUUUUGAUGUGGAAUCGGGUAUGGUUUUCAAGGGAACUACGGGAGCGUACAUGAAUGGACGUAUUUAUCGUUUCAAUUCCAAAUGAAUAAGAACGAAAUAGAAAUAUGCGAAUUCAAAAUGCAUUUGGAGAAUUUUUUGUUUCCACUCUAACUUGGUAAUGAUGACAUAAUUUCUGCCUAAUUAGACCUAACCUAUUCCAGGCUCUGAGAUAGUUGGGUCCGCUGAAUUGAGAAAGCGAAAACACGAAAAUAAAACGGGAGAAAACUGGGGAGUCUCCCCAACUAUCUGAGAGCCUGGAACAGGCGAAAUUUUUCCAGGUCCGAAAAUGAGCAUGGAUUUUAGAGAUCUGGUCUGAAAACGGGUGUGGAAAAUGACAUUUUUUGGUCUGCAAUAAGGUCAGGAUUCGGAGAACUGGACACCACACCCCCACCAAGAAUUCCCAGUAGUACCCCCCUCCGGCGAUCAGGAGCAGGGUGUAAAUCAUGUCAUCACAAUCAUCGCUUAGAAUAUAAGGUUGGAUGACUCAUUUUGGUUAUUAUUCACGUAUGUGAGUAAUCCCUCCCCCCUAAAUACUGCUUUUGUGCAUCGCGGAAUGCUAUACAUUGACCUUCUCGUCUGAGUUCUUCAUUCAGUCCUCAUAUUCCCAAGGCUUUAUUUGAAACGGAAUUGUGGCAUCCGAUAAGACUUUUACUGAUCUGACUAACACCAAUACUAUUUUUUUCAAUUCGGUGCUUCUUAUUGGUUUCAAACUGAAAAUUGAAAUCUCUUCUAACUCCUUCUUUUUAUAAAAUUCAGAGUUUAAUUUCAGUUGUCUUGAGUACCGGCAUAACCUUUCUUCUCCGUGGGAAGAAUAGACUACUUGAACAGCCAAGGGAAUAUUAAAGCUGGGAGUACUGUUUUUGCUAGUCCGUUUCCUACUUCUCUCAGUUUUACCUUUCUAAAGCCGUUUUUUUUUAUACAUAGUCCGUAGUCCGCGUUUUAUACCUAGUCCGUGUUUUAUACUCAGUCCGGAGUCCACAUUUUAUACCUAGUCCGUAUUUUAUACCCAGUCCGCAGUCCGUGAUCCGCAGUCCGCAGUCCAUGUUUUAUACUGACCGCUUAUGUAGACUGCAAAACAGUCCGUAUUUUUGGUUAUUCAAGUACGCGUGAGCAGUAAAACAAAAGGUCUGGAACAAGGCUGAAAAUCCCGCUCUGUUUUGAGUUCUUUCGGUGUCGUGUUGAUGUCUUGCCGAGUUAAUUUUCACGUAGUACGAUCAGCAUUGCAGUAUUCUGCUUGCAGAAUUUAAUAUGUCUACUUUUCAUUUUUGCUGAUCAGGUCUUUAUAGAUCCUACGUUCUCCGGCAUAUUCGUUUGCGGUCCUUUGCAGUCCUUUGUGGUUAAUCACUUUGACAACGCCCAUUCUAUAAAAAGACAAUGCAACUUCUAUUUCAAAUCCAAUUUCUUAUAAAUUUGCUCUUGUGGAAAAAAACUGUUUGCCCAUUGAAUCUGAAGCUAUACUAUAGGUAGUUCUUCGCCGGUUUUCUUUAGGGAUAGUAGGGUAGGAAACACAUGCAAGCGCGCGUUAAAAUUGCUACUCGUGAGGAACAAGGUAAUACAACGAGGGAAGAGAAUAAAUCCUGCUAUUUUGCUCGCCCUACUAUCCCCGAGGAAAGUGAGGGAAUUUCUAAUUCUUCUUUGAAGCCUAGCCAGUUCGAUCGCUACAAGGGUCCGCAAGUAUUUGAGGAUAGUUAAUGACCUCCUUCCUCAAGUAGUUCAGUUAAGGCCUGGGUCUAAGGGUUUACUUGCGGAAAACGAUUUACGAGCUAUAAAAAGUUCGGCACAGAUUAUAGAACGGAAUCAAUAUUUGGCACACAUAAAAAACUCAUCGUUCUUAACAUUUUAAAGUAUAAAAUAUUUUGUUAAUAGGUCACGUGAUGUGUCACGUGACUAUUUUUCUAAAAGUCCUAAAUAAUUGACAAAUUGGUGGCGGGUUUAAGAAAAGAAAUCAAGCCAUAGCAUUUUUCUCAUUCAUAUUAAGGAGUUUUUAACACUUCACGUUUGGACUGUUCAAUAAACAAAUUAUAAGGGAAAACAUUUUAAAUGCCCAAAUAUAACCUUUAAUUAUAUAAAACUUUAAUUAAUAUAAACUUCGCGUACCUUCAUUCCAACUCCCGUAGAAAGUAAGGUAUGUUUACCCUCCAUCAGAAAUCUCAAUUAAUUUGACCAAGCAAAGUAACUAUGCGCCACCAAUUUGCCAAUUUCCUUCAUUUUCAAUUUUUGGUCGCGUGACAUGUCACAUGACCAUAAUUAAACGUUAAGGCACAAGAAGACCUCAAGAUUUACUUUUGGAGAAAAAUUCAUCUUUCUUUAAGUUUCCUAGCGAGAGAUAUUCCAAUCAAUCAUAUGCUCCGACCACACCUUUGACCCAGGCCUUGAACCCCUUGAGUCGAGGGAUAGCCCGCAACAAACUAAGAUGACGUGCAUUGCAAUAAGGCUACUUACUGUUUGAUCAUCGUCUUGACAGGUUAUUCUAUUUAUGGGAACAACGGCUAAAUAUGCUACCAACAAUCCACAUGUACGCUUCUUUAACGACAGCAAGACCUUCUCUACGAUCACUUCAGGAAAGCAGAACAAGCCGUCGAGUGCAAGAGAGCAAUUUAACAUUCUUUUCACCACCCAGUCAACUUGUUGCGACGAAAUGCUUACUGACAUGGAGCUAAUGAAGGAAACUAAUGAUGCCGAUCUCGUUGUCGGUGAACUGUGGUAUCUCUGCUCGGCGUUAGUAGCGGACAAAUUAUCAGUACCUCAUGUUUUGAUAUCUGCAGCCACUUUUUCCACACCAACUUCGUUUGCAGUUGGUCUGCCCGCUCCGCUAGCCUAUAUACCUCAAAUAAGCAACAAUGAUAAUAGAAUGUCGAAUAUCAUUGACAGAGGUAGGAAUGUACUACAGUGGAUAUUACUGUAUUGGUAUUACUUGCAAGAUCUCUGCCCACUUUAUAGCAAUGUUAAAGCAAAAUACAACAUCACACCCAACAAAAGCAUCCACGAAACACUCGGAAGAGCUGAUCUGAUUAUCGGUCAGAUACCGUUUGGAUUAGAGCAUCCGAGGCCUGUCCAUCCAAGUAAGUCGGGUUUUUUCUCAUUUCUUUUUACAUUACUGUACACCACAGUUUUAUAAUUAAAGAAUCGCAAUUUAGUUAUUAGUCUAGGACCUAAUUUUGUGCCGUCUUCAACAAAACAUGCGUCACUUAUGAAUGUCGCUUAGAAUUCCCUGCAAGUAGAGCUGCCAAAUCUGAGUAGAGAGGGCGGAACAUGAAAGCAAAGAACAAAACUCGAAGGCCAAGUAACAGAUAAAGAGAGCUAAGUUCUAAUUUCGGCCCCUGGGAUGGUCUUUGACUUUGAUAACGUCUAAAUGGCGCUCAUUUGAUUGAUCUGAACCAAUUUUUGCCGUUAAUUAAAACAGGUUGUGUCACGGAGGUCCUUGGAAAUUUUAUUUACGCAUGUUCAACACCGUCACGGUGUUCACCAGCUCGUUGGACUGAGCUGAUAAUUUUCACUGGCCCUUGAUUUCUGGGAGUCCAAUUGUUUUCCACAACAUUGCAGUCCCGUGUUCGAUCUCUUGGUGAUUACAAUAACAUAUCUUUUUCUUUAAAAUGUCCUGUGCUGUUUCAUUAUAGACACUCGGGUUGUUGGUCCAUUCCUUCCCAGUCCAGCUAAGCCUCUACCAAAAGAGCUGGAGGAAUUCAUAGGAAAAGAUGGUGACCAAGAUGUUAUCUUAGUUUCAUUUGGUAGCAUUUUGGGAGAAAUUGCAGAAUUAAAUGUACCACUCUUGCAAAGAAUGGCUGACGCUUUCUCUAAGCUUCCACAAAAGGUUAUCUGGAAAAUGAAGUUAGAAGGUAUGUUCAUAAACACACCGAGGAAUAUCCUCAUUCAAGCAAGGAGGAGUAAUUACAGUGAUCAGCGGAUUAACUAGCCUGGUUACAGACCUCCUAUUUUCUCUUUAUAGAGAAAAGAUUAGCGGACCGGAUUAACUUGAUAAGAUUGCGGGUGCUGUAGAUUUUUGACGGCGAAGUCGAGUGAAGGUUGGGAGCAAAUACCCCGUAGCUUUUGCUCGGCGGCUCCGCCUUUAAAGCCCCGCGCAAACGGACGCAACAUUGUUGGCCAACAACUCCCAACAUUGUCGGAUGUUAGAUGUUGCGUCCGUUUGUACACCCUGUUGCGUGUUGUUGCGCAAAGUUUGAAACCGUGAAACCGGUCAAACUUUUCAGCCAACAACUCUCAACAUUUCUUUUGUUUCGUGAUCGCCGAAACGUAGCGCAACAAUGUUGGAUCCGUUUGCACAGCUCUUCCAACAUUGUUGGGGCCACGCACGCUCAUUACCCAUGGUUUAUAAAGACUUGAGUGUUGUGUCCUUCCCACGAUGCACUGCAGGUCCCAACAUUGUUGGGAGUUGUUGCAUCCGUUUGCACACCACUGCCAACACUCACGCAACAACUCCCAACAUUGUUGGCGCAACAAUGUUGGGAGUUGUUGCGUCCGUUUGCACGCAGCCUAAGAAAGUAUGUAGGAUAUAAUAAUUCCACCAACUACGUACUAGGCUGUUUACAGCUCUUCGAGCGCGUGUAUGAAAAUAAAAUCCGCGAGGGAAUUAUUAAGCGCUAGCAGAAACUCAUAAGGGGUUGAACAACCCCUUAUGAGUUUCUGGCGCUAGCGCAAGGGGGUGGGGUGGGCAAUGCGCCCCCGUCCCCCAUCUUGCCUUACGUGCAGCGAUUAUAGAAAAAAGCCCCAUUAGCAAAAAGGUAAAUCAAAUGCUUCCUACUCACGAGUCAUAGCUUUAAAAGGGUACCAUAUGGUCGCUGUUUAAUUACCCAGUAACUGUACGCAUUUUUUCUCAACAGGCACGCUACAGGUGUCAGUAAGUGACAAUGUCAAACUGAUGUCAUGGUUACCACAGAAUGACAUUCUCGGUCAUCCUAAGACUCGUCUAUUUAUAGGCCACGCAGGAAUUAAUGGUAUCCUAGAAUCAACCUACCACGGUGUGCCAAUGAUCCUUGCACCUUUUUUUGGAGAUCAAUUUUACAACGCUAACACUAUGAAGCAGUUAGGACUUGCGGAGGUUGUAAACUUGUGGUCCAUGUCAUCAAAAGAGUUCGUUAGCUUGAUACAAAAAGUGUUAAGCGACCCUAGGUGAGUUCUUUGGAAACUCCUUAUAUAGUCAACAAUUGUUGCACGAGCGAAUCUUAUGGUAGAUUUAAUGAACUAUUAUUGGACGAGGUUGAGCAAAAUAUCGUGAUUUGUCAGUAGCGAAUAGAUCAUCUCUGCGACACACUGACAAAUCACGAUAUUUUGCAAUAACCCAGUUCACUAAUUCUUCUUUCAUUCGGUCACCGAAUUUUUCUUUUAAUGAAUACUUUCGGGAAGUUGCCAUUUCCACGCAAAAGCGAUCGCUAGAAGGAGAAAAGCGUGGUUUCACUAACGCACGAGCAGAAUAUUAUUUGCAGCCGAAUACAGUUGGACGACAUUGCGCAUGAGCAGACCAUUAUUUGCAGGUCACGUGGUAGGCUGUCGGCUGAUGAAAAGGAAGAAAAAUUUGCAUCGAAUGAUAAUGCUCGAUAUUUUCAUGUAAUUUCAUGUAUUUUUCGAGAUAUUUUUAUAGAACCUUCGGCACUCAUGGCAUAUAUUCCACUGUGUGGCUCUCGUGGUGUUGUCCGGAAAAAAUAACAUUUUCUAGCAGUCUUAGAAUAACAACAACUUCCUUCGGGCACCAUUGGCGUCUCCUCGAAAAAAGUUUCAGCUCAGCUGACGCGUACACUAUACCAUAUUUAUAGAGCGUCACCCAUUGGUCAUGAUAGCUCAGUAGCCAAUCAAAUCUCUAGAAUUGCGUUAUUGAAUGAUCCAGCACUUGUUACUCAGGCUGUUAUACACACCACGAUUGCAUUGCUUGUUCUUCGUAAAUAAAAUCACAUCACGGUAAAUCGAGUAAAUCAUACUGAAAUGACAGAGGUUAGCUUUUUGAUUUCUACCAGGGCACAUCUACUUCUGGCCUACUUUUUAAUAGCCUGUGUACCGACGCUCCCACUCCUCAGUAAAAAUCACCCCUUUCCCGAUUUUUUUACUUAGGGGUGGAUGCGUCUGUACAAAGGCUAACUACUUAAAGGUAGAAUUUGCUAUCAGUAAAUGAAAAAGAAUACAAGAAAACGGUCGUUACACGUUUGCCGACGUGAAAGUCUUUAACACUUCUAAAAAAAAUGAAUCGAACACCCAGUAGUUGUUUUAGCAGUACUGUAGCAGCAGCAGUAGCAGCAGAAGCAGAGUAGAUUGAUCGGCCGAUAGUCUAGGGACCGCACUGAAACCAGCCGAGAGGCAAUCUCUUGCAAAAACAUUAAACAACUAGAUUUGACGUUGUAAGAGAAGGCCCCUUUUCAAAGUACAUCUAAAUCACCUGAGGAGUAGAAAAAAAAUGCACCGCCUCAAAUGACCGCCUAUUUUUUUCUAAAACUUCCCUAACGUAAUGACACGAAACGUGAUUUUCCACCCGUAUUUCGCCGGUUUUCCCAUGUAAAUGGUAUGUAUCCCAAGAUCCUCCCCUCCUUUUAUUUCUAGCAUCAUGGUCAGGUAUAAAAUGUUGAACAAAAUUGCAAGUAUAAAGCUCAUCGGGGCGUAUGUUUCACGGUUCGGAACCAAGGAUUGUAACGCUAGAAAAAUUGGAUAGGGAUAAAUAUCUCGAAUUGGGAACAUCCUCAGUUCUUCGAUGGUAAUUUAUAAGACAAGAAUGAAAAACAAAUAUAGCACACAGUUGUGGUUAUAGGUGAGUGAUAGUGAUGGGGGCUUUGCAAUCGGCUAGCACUUUAACUAUUAACUAUUAACUAUUUUCUUUUAGUUAUCGCAAGAUGGCAAAAGGAAUAUCCAAUUCGGUUAAGCUUCUGCCGCGCCCACCUGUAAAAGAAGCCGCUGACUGGGUUGAGUACACGCUGGCUCAGGGUGGCUUACCGUUCCUCAGAGCUCGAGGACUGGACCUGCCAUUUUAUCAGCUGUAUCUUCUGGAUAUUUUAUUUUUGGCAUUUUUGAUCUUGUUUUUAACAGUGUUUGCUCUCAGAUUCUUGUUAAAGGCAGCUAUUAAUCUUUUGUUGACGCCAGCUGCAAAAGAAAAAACUAGCUAAUAGAGAACUUUUUUUAGUUUGGUCAAAACAAGUAUACAUCAUCUUGACUAAGGGCAAAGAGAUGUAAAUAAAGUACAUAAAGCUUACCUUGGUGGACAAACCUUGCUUAAAUAUUAACAUUUUCAUCCUGCACCUGUCUGUUUAUAUUACGUUAGUGAUCAUAAGUGACAGCUUGGGACCUGCAGGCUCCGCAGUUGGGGAAAAAGGCAACCUUACUCCCAGGGCUUCGAGAGAAGGUUGGGAAAAAGGCGAAACAAAAUCGGCGAGCGAAACGAGCUAAGGGGGAGUCUGGGGAAGGGAAAGUCCACCGAUAGGCUAGCUUUGCUCGUGGAUGUCUUUUUGGCUUGUUCACCCCGUUUUUUUGCCUUUUUUCCCCACUACGGAGCCUGUUCCGAGGCAACCGAGGUUAAUCUCGGUCGACUGUAAUUUCCUUCACUUUCUAUAAAUAAAGCUGACCUAAGUGUAGCAAAUGAUUGAUGGCCGCUUAAUAGAGGUGACAGCAAUAGGAGAACUUUCGUUGGGAUGGCCAAAAGAUGGCUGCGGUCACUCAUGAUUUCGGGACUUCUGAUUACUUAACAAAUGCGGUGGUCGCUUUUAUAGGUAGACGCUGAUGGAGGUUCAACUGUCAAUGGUAAGGAAGACACCAAUUGAAAGUUCUUUUUGUGGGAUGGUGUGUGGGUGCUGACUGUGCACAAUAGGUUUGACCAAAAUGUUCUUGGUGACAUGAACUUGUGCACGUGAAAGCAUCCGCAGAGGUCCUUUGAUGGUAGCCAUGCAAAGGGUUUGGUACCAGUAGUGGUACUAGAGAAGAUACUGGCAAUCAUAACUAGAGAUACGUCAUCCUGUGAUCAAUUUGUGAGUCAAUAUUUAUCUGUGCAUGUAUAAAAACUUUUACGGUUUUCAUUAGAAAUUGAUGUAAUAAUUGCUUGUUAUAAAAUCGCGCACCCAUAGGUAAGCUUGGACCUGUUUUCCUGAUGAAGAUCAUCUUUUUUUUAUCAACAAUAAAUCGAUGUCGUUCUCAGGGCUUUUUUUUCCACCUAGGAGUGAUCUUUUAGACGCUCAUCAGAAAAUGCAUCCAGUCUAAUUUCGAUUUUCUUUGGCCACCUGAAUUAAUGGAAACUGCAAGUCUACUGUAGAUCUAUAAGAGCGUUUUCAAGCCGGUUACAGAAAUUAGUAUGCUUACAGUGGCCAAAUUGCAAAUUAAGAGUUUUCCCAGCGGUGUUACGGUUUCUGACGUCUUCAAUCGUCUUUCCUGGUUUUUGGACCCCCGCCCCGCCCCUCCCCCUCCUUGUCGUGACCACCCUGACUGAUCCUCUUUCCUUCAUCCUCGAUCCUCCCCUCGAUCUCUUUCGAUCCUCGAUCUUCCAUCUUCGUUCCUAUGUUUUCAAGAAACCGGAGAGAGUGCCGGCAUGCAGAACGGGUCCUUAAUUCCGCGUUUUCAGGCGAAAGAACGCAAAAGCGAAGCCGGCGUGGAACGGGCUCAACACCUGCAUCGCGCUUGCCUUCGCUCGCCCGAAAAAUGCAAAAAAGUUUCGCCUGUUUUGCAUGCUAGAAGAGAGAGAAAGUCCACUCGGUUUGGGAUUAACCUGCGAUCAGGCUUUUCAUGAUUUCUCUUGGAGAAGAGACGAGAAAAGCGACAUAGACAUAUAGGGAGAGCAUGAACGCUACGUAUCGCAGGGAAACUGAGGCAUUUCUAAAUAUAAAAGGAGAAGAGAGAAGCGAAAAGCCGGGAAAGUGAAGACAGCGAAGAGAGACAAACUUUUCUUUCCCGCUUCUUCUCUCCGCUACCCCCUAAGGAAGGCCUGAUACUCAGGCUAACCGAGCAAUGCACGUACUGACGUGACAUAACAGAUCUAAGAAUGCUGAUAUGCGAGGAGGCACAAUGGGCUAAUAUUUAUUUAAGGUUUUCUAUUUUAAAAUUCUAAUCUUGACACUUGGAUCAAUUAUGGCGGCUUUGCGAGUGGCUCUGUUGUUUGCGCUCCUCUCAGGAUGCUUUGCCGCAAAACUUGUUAUGUUUCCCAUGUUUGGACGAAGCCAUUACAUGGUUCUCAACAAACUGGGACAAGAACUGUCAGAGAGGGGCCAUGAGGUAUGUAAAUGAGAGUACAAAAUGAUUUGUUGUAGUUUUCAGUAAUAGCUCGAUUAUUAUUUUACCAAGCCUUUGUUGUUGUCAACAAGCAUACAAGCUUGAGGUCUUUAGUGCACUUUAUGGUACAAUCCUGUGAUACCUCAUGAAGCGUGAUGAAGGGACAUUGUGAUCUGAGUAGAGCCAAGAAAUGCUGAAGUCUACAUUUUCUUCUUCGCGUUACUAACAGUCGAGAGUGUAUACAGGAUAUUAAAAGGUAGUCCAAAAAGACUUAAAAGAAAAGUGGCCGUAAUCGGCAUAGCUCGGCAUCGAAAGUAAUUACUGACUGAAAAAGAUAGACCGUUUUGGUACAUUUAAAACAAUUAAACUAAUGACCUCUGUACAUGCAUAUGCAGGCCCUACCCAGGACUAGAGAUCAGUAAUUGACCGUUUAUAAUCCUGGUUUAUAAUCUACAAAAACCAUUGAUUUCAAAUCCUUGAAUAUAUUUUGAAAUGGAAUCACGAAAGCAUUCUUGUGGUCUGUUUUUGUCGUGCAGUUUUGGUUGUUUAUAGUAUAGUCCGUAAAGUAGUGAUGGAGUGCUGAUUCAUGAUGAUUAAUCAUCAGUCUCUAGAGCAACUGGGUUCAUACUAGCCAAGUAAGUAGAUCUAAAGUUUGAGACUUACCAUGAUAAGCGUUCACAUUUAGAUUUCAAAGUAUGCAUGAAGCAAUCGAGGUUGUCAAUCAAGUUACGCGGUAAAAUUUCGCACGCAUGUAAUAGCGUAAUCACGAUUUUAACUACUACACGCAGAAAACAACAACAAGGUACAUCGUGCAACCUCGAAAGCUUCGUAAUGCUUACCUUUUGUUUCUCAUGAUUUUUUUACUGCAACGACAGAGAGCUUUGCUAUUUCAGCAAUUAUACCACUUUCUCAUCACAGAGGAAGAAUUUAGAGUGAGACGGACAAAUGUUUCUCAUGAUCUUGGCCCAAAUGAAACAGCAAAACGUGCAACGCUGAUGAAAGAAAGAAGUAAUCGAGUGAGCUGUGCGUGUCUUCAAUCAAAAGGCAUAUUUCAUUACAGUUUGAUUGAUGUUUCAAUUUCCUGAUCUUGUUUUGAUAAAACGUAAGUAAACUAUGACUUGAAACUUGAACACGCGAUACCACGGCUACAAUUAGAAAUUAGACCCGUUCACAUCUGGAGUACGCCUCAAGUAUGCUUGAGGUAUACUUACUAAGCUUAGUAUGAACCCACCUGCAGCAUACUAAUUCAUCUUGUAUAAUUGACAUCGUGAUCACUGUUUUCUAAUGCGCUAUUGUUUGCCUUAGUAAAAAAGACGGGGACCGUUUAAAGUCCCCUAUUUCGACCUAAUUUCCCGUAAUUGUCAUCGCGAGCGGGCGGCCAUCUUGUAAAUAAACAACAGAUUUUCGUUGAAACUCGGUACGCUGUUGAAGUAAGUUAAAGACAAUGAGAAAAUGUAAUAAAAAGAGGGGGUCAGUUAGCUUUUUGCGGUUCAAUGCUAACGAAUACGGCUAUUUAGGCUCCUUUAGCAAUCAUGAUCAAUCAUGAUCAGCCGUGUGCACUCAUACCGUUACCGUUAUACACAGUUUUUUUUGGUCGCGUGACAUGUCACAUGACCAUAAUCAAACGCUAAGGCACAAGCUAAGAAGACCUCAAGAUUUACUUGUGGAGAAAAAUUUAUCUUGCUCUACGUUUCUUGGUGAGAGAUAUUCUCAAUGCUCCGACCACACCUUUGACCCAAGCCUUAAACCCCCUGAGUCGAGGGAUAGCUAGCCCGCAACAAACCAAGAUGACCUGCAUUGCAAUAAGGCUGCUUUUUGUUUUAUCAUCGUCUUGACAGAUUAUUCUAUUUGUGGGAACAACGGCUAAAUAUGCCACAAACAAUCCACAUGUACGCUUCUUUAACGACAGCAAGACCUUUUCCGUGCAUCAUCCACCCACUUCAGGAAAGCAGAACACGCCGUUGAGUGCAAGAAAGCAACUUGCCAUUCUUUUAACCAUCCAGUCAUCGUAUUGCGAUGAAAUGCUUAGUGACGUGGAGCUAAUGAAGGAAACUAAUGAUGCCGAUCUCGUUGUCGGCGAACUGUGGUAUCUCUGCUCAGCGUUAGUAGCGGACAAAUUAUCAGUACCUCAUGUUUUAAUAUCUGCAUCCACUUUGUCCACACCAUCUUCGUUUGCAGUUGGUAUACCCGCUCCGCUUGCCUAUAUACCUCAAAUAAGCAACAAUGAUAAUAGAAUGUCGAAUAUCAUUGACAGAGCCAGGAAUGUACUACAAUGGAUAUCACUGUAUUGGUAUUACUUGCAAGACUUUUGCCCACUUUAUGGCAAUAUUAAAGCAAAAUACAACAUCACACCCAACAAAAGCAUCCAGGAAACACUUGGAAGAGCUGAUCUGAUUAUCGGUCAGAUGCCGUUUGGAUUAGAGCAUCCGAGGCCUGUCCAUCCAAGUAAGUAGUUUUUUUUCUCAUUUCUUUUCACUUUCUCUGUACACCACAGUUUAAGAAUCGCAAUUUAGUUAUUAGUCUAGGACCUAAUCAAGUUUUGUGCCUUCUUCAACAAAACAUGUGUCAUUUAUGAAUGUCGCUUAGAAUUCCCUGCAAGUAGAGCUGCGAAAUCUGAGUAGAGAGCACGAAACGUGAAAGCAAAGAACGAAACUUGCAAGGCGAAGCACCAGAUAGAGAGCGCAAAGUUCGACCUUCCGCGGCUAGGAUCGUCUUUGACUUUGAGAAUGUUUAAAUGGCGCCCAUUUGAUUGAUUUGAGCCAAUUUUUGCCGUUAAUUAAAACAGGUUGUGUCACGGAGGUCCUUGGAAACUUUAUUUAUGCAUGUUCAACACCAUCACGGUGGUGGUACAGGUCUGUGGACAGGGACUAAGCUGAGCUGAUAAUUUUCACUGGCCCUGGAUUUCUGGGAGUCCAAUUGUUUUCCACAACAUUGCAGUCCCGUUGUUCGAUCUCUUGGUGAUUAUAAUAACAUAUCUUUUUCUUUAACAUGUUCUUUGCUGUUUCAUUAUAGACACUCGGGUUGUUGGUCCAUUCCUUCCCAGUCCAGCUAAGCCUCUACCAAAAGAGCUGGAGGAAUUCAUAGGAAAAGAUGGUGACCAAGAUGUUAUCUUAGUUUCAUUUGGUAGCAUUUUGGGAGACAUUGCAGGAUUAAAUGAAUCACUCUUACAAAAAAUGGCUGACGCUUUCUCUAAGCUUCCACAAAAAGUUAUCUGGAAAAUGAAGUUAGAAGGUAUGUUCAUUGAACCGAGGAAUAUCCUCAUUCAGGAAAGGAAGAGUAAUUACAGUGAUCAGACGAUUAACUAGCCUUGUUAGAUCAGAGACCUUCUAUUUUCUCUUUUUAGAAAAAAGAUUAGCGGGCGGGAUUAGCGGGAUUAGAGGGCGGGUGUUGUAGAUUUUUGACGGCGAAGUCGAGUGAAGGUUAAGAGCAAAUACCCCGUAGCUUUUGCUCGGCGGCUCCGCCUCCAAGAACGUAUCUAGGACAUAAUAAUUCCACCAACUACGUACGCUAUCUAGAGCUCGUCGAGCGCAUGUAUGAAAAUAAAAUCCGCGAGGGAAUUGUUAAACGCUAGCGAAAGGGGGUGGGGUGGGCAACGCGCCCCCCAUCUUGCCUUGCGUACAGCGAUUUUAGAAAGAAAGCUCCAUUAGCAAAGGUAAAUCAAAUGCUACUCACAUGUGACAGCUGCAGAAGCGUAACAUCUGAUCACUUUUAAAUUUCCCAGUAACUGUACGCAUUUUUUUCUCAGCAGGCAAGCUACAGGUGUCAGUGAGUGACAAUAUCAAACUGAUGUCAUGGUUACCACAGAAUGACAUUCUCGGUCAUCCUAAGACUCGUCUAUUUAUAGGCCACGCAGGACUGAAUGGUAUCCUUGAAUCAACCUACCACGGAGUGCCAAUGAUUCUUGCACCUUUUUUUGGAGAUCAAUUUUACAAUGCCAACACUAUGAAGCAGUCAGGAGUUGCGGAGGUUGUAAACUUGUGGUCCAUGUCGUCAGAAGAGUUCGUUAGUUUGAUACAAAAGGUGUUAAGCGACCCUAGGUGAGUACAUUGGGAACAACGUACAUUAUAUAGCUGAAUCCGCGAAAUGAAGUGAAACCUGCAUUCUGGUUGGCUAACCGAGCGCAUCUUGCCCGCUCGCGAUUCCGCGUUGGUCCUGCAAGUAAAUAUUCUCUUUUUCUGGCCGUAUAAUAAAUCUUUUAUUGACCAAGCGUGAAGUCAAGAUGACUUGAUAUUGGCCUCGUUCUUUUUUGCGUUUUUUUUGAUCGAGAUGGACAUAAAAACGCAUAAAAGAACGAGGCCAGUAUCCAGCCAUCCUGACCUCACGCUUGGUCAAUAAGGCAUACCAAGAGCCAUAAUAAUCGCUCCAUGGAAUGUUUACAAUAUUACAGUUUAAUCGAGUAGAAGAGGUGGCUUGGUAAACUCAAGACGAAUUUUCCCCAGAAAUCAAAUUCAACUUAUGACAAAAAAUGAAAGCAAACGUUAACGAAACCACGAGAUUUCAAUUAAACAGAACAGAGAAAACUUCAGAGAAAGCCUCACCUCGAUGAACCGGGCCUCCAUUGUCUGCACAAGUUCAGGAAGAGCUGCACAAGCUGCACAAGAAACCUUUUCCCCUAACUUGGCGAGUCGACAGGUGAAAACAAAGCUUUACUUUUCUCCACGGGCUGGAAAGCACAAUUUAAACUUCCGGCGAUUCCAUAUAACCCAUUACGCUAUUGUUUGCGAAAGGAUUUUCAAACUGCGAUUUGCAAUUGAUUUGCAAUGUUUGAAAAUUCUGUAAUGAUCAAACCUUUGCGCAUACCGAUUUCCUCGCAUGAAUGGAUCCGUCAAAACCGUCAAUCAAAUUAAACUUAAAUGGUUUCCUUACUGAUUUUGUUGAGAUCCUUUUCAAUUUCGGUGAAUAGUGGCUUUAGGAAUAUUAACCUCGCCGCGAAUAUUCAGGUUCUACUCACCUCGUGUUUAAAGGAUAAGUAAGCUUACAAAGAGAGAUGAAGUACAGAGCAGGAAAAGAUGUUUCCCACAUGGUGCCUGGUCAUGUCCUUGAGAAAAAAUACUCGAAACCUUUAUAGGCUUUUUCCUUCCUCUUUCAAAAAAAAAAAAAUACGUCCACACUGUCGCUUGUGCGGUCGUCUUUUUAGGACCGGCAGGUUUUGUGUUUAACGCUUGUCCGGGCUGCGAUGCUACUUGUCCUCUUUCCAGUUGUUCCAACCAAAACAUGAACCAAAACGAUGGUCACGCGGUCGCUUUAACUGUAUUUGUACGGUUGCUUGUAAAGGACCCGUUUGUGUACAAGUUUUAAACACUUUCUGUGGUAGGUUCUUCGUUGAAGUAGGACAUUUUAAUCAACUCAAAGUCCCUCCACUUGGAUUUUUUGACUCCGCCUCGCUUCCGGAAGUCAACCAGUUUACCGUAAACUAUUUCCGCAUGGUCCGCAUAGUUCUAAAAAUAACUUUUUUGACAUUAAGAUGUUCCAAAAGCGUGACUCGGAGACUCCCUCUGUGUCCUAUUAUGGCUCUUGUGCAUACGUAUAGUCAACAACUGUUGAACAAGCCUGCCUUGGAUGUGAGAUGGUAGAUUUGUUUUCUUGGUAUUUUCAUGUAAAUUCGUGUAUUUUGCGAGGUCUGUUCAUAGAAUCCUCACUCGUGGUAAACCCUGUGCCUCUCUUACGGUUUCCCAAAAAUUGCAUUUUCUAGCAGUUUUAGAACGACAACAACUUACUUCGGUCUCUCCGUGAAAAACGUUUCAGUUCAGGUGACUCGUACACGGCUUACUAUAUUUGUAGAGCAUGACCCAUCUAGCAUAAUUAAUGACUCAGCCAAUCAAACCUCUAGAAUUGCGAUAUUCGGUGAUUUAGCUUUUAAUAUUUAUGGAAAUUGCCACUCAGGCUGUCAUACACACAAUGAUUGCAUUGCUUUUUCUUCGUAAGUAAACCCACACCACGGUAGGCUUAGCCACAAGUUGCUCGGCAACUUUUAAAUUCUUGGCAACUUUUGAUUUUUUUAGCAUUUUUAAAAUUAUUUUUUACUUUUUCGCCACAUUUAUUAGCUUUCGAAAGAAAAGUCAGCUAAAUUCAACUGGUUUAUACUACUGUGUGAGUGUGUGAACUCCAGAAAUGGCCCUACUACCAAUGACAGCUUUGUGUUGCACGCCUGGCCAUGAGGUCAGCGGUAUCACAUGACACGUUUUUCAAGAUGGCGGAAAAAUAGACCGUGUCACGGUUUUCGAACCCAUUUUGACGAACAGGCAAAGGUGUGAGAAAUUACAGUGUUUGUAUGAGAAUCUAAUGUCGAAUAAUUUCCGUAAAACGGCUGUUCUGAAAAAAAUAUGAAUUUUAAACUAAAGCUACACAGCAAGGGAUUUUACUAACAAACUUUGGGGGCCGUUACUGUGCGUAAAUUUCUCCAGAAGCUCGUUUUAGAUUUUCCAUAUAUUUGUGUGCAAUUUUUCCCCUGGAAAUUUUUACAGAGAAAUGUAUAGAAAAUUUAAAAAAAAGGUUCUAGAUCUUCUAGCGCAUGUGACGCCCUCAAACGUUUUCAGAAGAAUCCUUAAGAGUGAAGCUUUUGUUUACAAUUCAUAUUUUUUUCAAAGCAGCCGUUUCUCACGCGUUUGCCUACUCGUCAAGAUGGCGUCGAAAACCGUGACAAGGUCAAUACUGUCAGAGAUUCAGAUUCCAGCUGGGACGAACGCGCCGAUGAAGGCCCGAUUAAUCCUAUUGAGGAAGCUAAAAGGCUGGGGACAAAUCUCGCUACCACCGAAAAAGCUAAAAUAACAGAUAUUAGAGAAAGAAAAAUCCAGACGAAUUCGGCGGAUAAAACCGCAAUAAAACCAAUUUCAAGUGCAAUCAAGUCGAAAAAAAAACAGCAACUAUUCGGCAAAUUUUUGGCAACUUUAAAAAUAAAAUAGCGACUUUUUAGCAACUUUUGGACACUUUUAUCGGCAACUUUUGGGAAUUUAUCGGCAAUUUGUGGCUAAGCCUACAUCACGGUAAAUACAGUAUAUCAAACUGAAUCAUUCAAAAAACAUUAAACAAUUCAGUUUGACGAUGUUAGAGAAGGACCCGUGAUGAGAUCUUUGCAAUCUGAUAGCGUUUUGUGAAAGUGUUUUACGACUAUCUUUCUUUUAGUUAUCACGAGAUGGCAAAAGGAAUAUCCAACUCGGUUAAGCGUCUGCCGCGCCCACCUGUAAAAGAAGCCGCUGACUGGAUGGAGUACACGCUGGCUCUGGGUGGCUUACCGUUCCUCAGACCUCGAGGACUGGACCUACCCUUUUAUCAGCUGUAUCUUCUGGAUAUUUUGUUGGUGGCAUUUAUUAUCUUGUUAUUAACAGUGCUUGCUGUCAUGUUCUCGUUAAAAGCAGUUAUUAAUCAUUUUUUGGCACCAGUCACAAAAGAGAAGUCAAGUUAA